Messenger RNA from Cyclocybe aegerita, 588 nucleotides. The record is from the annotation of a GenBank genome assembly. Lineage: Eukaryota; Fungi; Basidiomycota; Agaricomycetes; Agaricales; Hemipholiotaceae.
AUGGUGCUGGCUCUGCCAGCGCAGAUCCAGCAGCAAAGGCAGAUGAACGGAGCUGUUACUCCUCUCACUCCUCCUCCUCCUCCGACUCAGCGAGAAGCUCAGCAGCAACCUCCAGCUAUCCAGCCCAGUGCCCAACUUCAACCGAAUCCCAAUGGCAAUCCCGAGCUGAAGCCACCUGCAUGGCUGGCGACCAGCCCCCAGAUGAUCGACCAACCCCAGCAGCAACACGGUAGUGGGUGGAGGGGCAGGUACAGACCACGUGGGCAGCCAACGGACCAGGAGCUCGAGGAUACGGAGAGCGACGAGAGGCGGGCUGGGGGGUUACGGGUGUCGGAGAGCGUGGUGGCAGAGAAGCUCAAGACGCUCACGGAGAAGAGGGGGACCGUGCAUACGGAGCCGCUGAGGGGGAAAGGGCGAGGGGAUGACGAUGAGGUGCUGCAGUGGGCGAGGGUCGAGCUACCUUGCAGCAGCAACAGCAUGAGAGGACACAGCCACAGGGCAAGGCACAACUACAAGCCGAUUCUAAUACCAUGGAAACGCUUCCGUGGGCAACGUACCAACACACAACAGACGGUGGUUCAACGUUAG